Messenger RNA from Humulus lupulus (European hop), 2766 nucleotides. Its product is annotated as DNA mismatch repair protein MSH5. Gene Ontology annotation, molecular function: ATP-dependent DNA damage sensor activity; mismatched DNA binding; ATP binding. The record is from RefSeq and is a predicted model, not a curated record. Gene Ontology annotation, cellular component: nucleus. NCBI's taxonomy places the organism in Eukaryota, Viridiplantae, Streptophyta, Magnoliopsida, Rosales, Cannabaceae. The transcript is spliced from 34 exons. Bases 221 to 2602 code for a protein of 793 amino acids. Gene Ontology annotation, biological process: mismatch repair; chiasma assembly.
AAGACACUGGUCUGCCACACUUUUCCCGCUCUCAAACAAAAGCAUGCUCUACUGAUUUAAGAUUUUUUCAUUUCUUUCUCUACACGCAAUUUGUACGACCUAUCGAAAUGGAGGAAAUCGAUGAAACUGAAGCUGUCCCUCAGGUCCAUUAUCGACUCAUCGCCUCAUACUUGCUUCUUACUUUUUCGCCUUCCUGUUUGGAUUCUGGGAAAACGUGUACAUGGCAUGCAUUCAACAUGGCCAUCGAGUUGGAGUAUCUUAUUAUGAUUCGAGUAUUCGGCAACUUAAUGUGGUGGAGGUCUGGGAAGACGGAAACACUGACUUUCCAUUGAUAGAUUUGAUGAAAUAUCAAGCUAAGCCUCUGAUCAUCUACUCAAGCAGCAAAAGUGAAGAAUCCCUCUUGUCCGCUUUACAGCGAAGUGAUGGAACAAAUGAGACUCCUAUGGUGAAGCUUGUGAAAAGUUCCACAUUCAGUUAUGAGCAAGCAUGGCAUAGAUUAAUAUACCUUCGUGUAACUGGAAUGGAUGACGGGCUAAACAUCAAGGAGAGGAUUUGUUAUUUGAGUUCUAUGAUGGAUAUGGGAAGUGAUAUUCAAGUUCGUGCAAGUGGGGGUCUUCUUGCCAUAUUAGAGAAUGAAAGGAUUGUAGAUACUCUAGAGCAAAAGGAAUGUGGGAAUGCAUCAAUUACGAUAGAUUCUGUUGUCCAAAUUUCAUUAAACAAUUUUCUCAAACUUGAUGCUGCCGCUCACGAGGCAUUGCAGAUAUUCCAAACUGACAAGCAUCCAAGCCAUAUGGGCAUUGGAAAAGCUAAAGAGGGGUUCUCUGUGUUUGGCAUGAUGAAUAAGUGUGUGACACCAGCAGGGAGACGUCUCUUGAGAAACUGGUUUUUGAGGCCAAUACUAGACUUCGACAAUUUGAACAGCCGUCUCAAUGGUAUAUCAUUCUUUUUUUCUUCUGAAGAACUGAUGCUUUCCUUACGUGAAACUCUAAAAUCCGUAAAGGACGUUCCUCACAUACUCAGGAAAUUCAACUCUCCAAGCUCCAUAUGUGCAAUUGCUGAUUGGACUGCUUUUUUGAAGAGUGUUUGCUCACUGUUGCAUGUGAACAAGAUAUUUGAAGUAGGCAUUUCUGAGAGUCUUCAAGAGCAUGCAAGUUACUUGAGUUUGGAUAUUAUUGAGAAGGCUAGUUCAAGCAUUACAACGGAGCUUGCCUAUGUCUAUGAAUUAGUAAUUGGUGUUCUUGAUGUUAGUAGAAGUAAACAGAAGGGUUAUGAGACAAUAGUGAAAGAAGGUUUCUGCGAUGAGUUGGAUGAGCUGAGGCAAAUAUAUGAGGAAUUGCCAGAGUUUCUGGAAGAGGUGACAUCAGUUGAACUUGCAAGAUUCCCUCAGUUGUGUAAAAGCAACCUUGCUCCUUGUAUUGUUUACAUUAACCAGAUAGGAUACUUGCUUUGCAUUAUGGAAGAACAAAUUGAUGAUAUUACCCUAGAGAAAAUUCAAUAUUUUGUGUUUGCUUUUUCUGAUGUGGAUGGGGAAACUAAAAGAUUCUUUUAUCGUACCCCAAAGACACAAGAAUUGGAUAACCUGCUUGGAGAUAUUUAUCACAAAAUACUAGACAUGGAAAGGGCAAUUAUUAGAGAUUUGGUGUCUCAUAUACUACUAUUCUCAAGACAUCUGCAUGAGGCUGUGAAUUUUACGGCUGAACUUGAUUGCUUGUUAUCAUUGGCACUGGUUGCUCGUCAGAACAAUUAUGUUAGGCCUACUUUGACAGAAGAGAACUUACUUGAUAUACAAAAUGGAAGACAUGUUUUGCAGGAAAUGACAGUAGAUACAUUUAUUCCCAAUGACACAAAGAUUCAAAAUGAAGGGAGAAUAAAUAUCAUCACUGGUCCUAAUUAUUCAGGGAAAAGCAUCUACAUAAAACAGGUGGCUUUAAUUGUUUUCCUUUCGCACAUUGGAAGCUAUGUACCAGCAGAGGCUGCUACUGUGGGGUUAACUGAUAGAAUAUUUUGUGCCAUGGGAAGCAAACUUAUGACUGCAGAGCAGUCAACAUUUAUGAUUGAUUUGCAUCAAGUAGGAACAAUGCUAAGGCAAGCAACCUCACGAUCAUUGUGUUUAUUGGACGAAUUUGGAAAAGGUACUCUUACAGAAGAUGGCAUUGGUUUGCUUGGUGGAACUAUAAGUCACUUUGUCUCGUUCGAGGAACCCCCAAAGGUUCUGGUGUGCACUCAUUUGACUGAGUUAUUUGACAAGAAUUGCUUACCAAAAUUUGAGAAAAUCAAAUUUUACACCAUGAGUGUGCUCAGGCCUGACAAUAACUCAACAAAUACUGGCGAUGUUGUAUUUUUAUAUCGGCUAGUUCCUGGUUAUGCACUUCUUAGCUAUGGACUGCACUGUGCUCAACUUGCUGGCGUCCCAGAGGAAGUUAUUAAGAGGGCAGCAUCUUUGUUGGAAUCUAUUGGACAAAAUAAGCAUGUUGAGCGAUUGUGCAAUGAAAAUAUAUCUGCCCAAGAUCAAGUAUACAUGAAAGCAGUGGACAAGAUGUUGGCGUUUGAUGUUUACAAUGGAGAUCUAAGCCUUUUUUUCCAGAAUACUUUUACAUCUUAGUUCUAAAGGCGUUGAAGGUGACCUCUUAAUGCAUGUAUUUGUUUUAACAAAAAUAGAAUUUAAAUUCUUUAGAUACUUUUCUUCUACUUCGAGACUUUUGUUUUUGGCAGGAAAACCUGUGAUUUAGUUUGCAAAAAAGUCCUUAAAUGACAUAAUUGUGAACA